Messenger RNA from Ceratosolen solmsi marchali, 7175 nucleotides. RefSeq lists its product as uncharacterized. Gene Ontology annotation, cellular component: cytoplasm. Lineage: Eukaryota; Metazoa; Arthropoda; Insecta; Hymenoptera; Agaonidae. The record is from RefSeq and is a predicted model, not a curated record. The transcript has 22 exons. Bases 1 to 6768 code for a protein of 2255 amino acids.
AUGGAAAAAUUUUUAUCGAAAGAAGCAUCUUCGUCAAUAUCUUUUAAAAAAACAUCUAAGGUAUCAGCAGAAUCUGUAGAAUCUGACAAAAAAAGAAAAAAGAAAGAAAAAUCUUUACGGCGUUUUAUCCCAGCAAUAUUUACUAAAGACAAUCAGAAAGAAAAUUUGGAAAAAGUUGAAUUAGGUGAACGUAAGAAACAUAAUGAUAGAUAUUAUACUCAUUAUCAACAAAACGGUCGACUUAAUAGAUGUUCAGAUCCUUUGUAUUUAAAUAACGAUGGAAAAACGCACGUUAAGUUGAAUCCAAGUUUAAGUGGUAGUAUAAUAGAAGAGCGAUUAAAUGAAAUAAAACACGAUCUGUUUCCGACCCCAGGAAAUAUGAGUACUACUACACCUGAUCACUUUUUAAUAUCAGAGAAUGUCAGAACAAAACCAUUACAUCAACAGAAACAUACUGCUCCAAAUGGCUUUCUAGAUGUUCCUUAUAACUCAUUAAGUAUUGACGUUCGUGGACAAGAAAAUAAAUGGAUUGUCGAUGGAAAUAUUAUAAGUGCUUCACCAGAUAUGCGAAAUUUGAAACAACGUAAAUCACAAACAGAUGAAUCUAUUAAACAAUGUGUUUUAAAAAGAAAAUAUAGUUUUCAAGAAUCAAUGAUCUCGCCAUUCAGACGAAAUUGUGGAGCGUCUGGUAGAGUUUCGGCACCUCCUAACGAACGAUUUUUAAUUCGACCAAGAGCUAUUCACCCCAUUGAUAGGCCAUUACCAGCCAUUCCUCAAAAAAUAAUGACAACUAGUGAUUAUUGUAAUAUAUCGCCUAAUAAUAAACCAUCCAAUACUCAAACAGUUGUAAUUGAAAUACAAAAAGAAAAUUCACAAAAUGCACAAGAUCUUAAUAGAGACGCAUCUAAUAAACUUAUGGAGAAAGAGGAUAUAGAAUGCAAUACGGAAAUAUCAAAUACUAUAAAUAAUUUUCAUCGUCCAUUAAAUUUUCAAUCGUCAGAAGCAAAUUUACGUUGUUCUUCUAGUGCAAGCUUAAAAUCAGGAGAUUAUGCUGAUUCGUCGUAUACAGCAAAUUCAAGUCAAAAAAGUGAGCUAUCCCCGACAAGUUCUAAAAGUGGCGAAUAUUAUUUAUUAAAUUCACCUCACGCAAGUAAUCAAACUUCAUCGACUGAUAGUCUAACAGAUCUACGUGUUCAAGAAAUACCCCAAAGUAUAAAAGUUGAAAUAAAUGAAUUAGACUUUGCAUGUGAUAAAUUAUCUCAAAUUAAUCAAUUUACUAAAACUCAAGAAAAAAAUGAACAAAAAUCACAAGAUCUUUAUCAGUCUGAGAAAUCAGGAUUUGUGUAUGAUGGUAUUACCUCUGAAAUAAAAAAAGAUAUCACAGCAUAUGUUACAAAGACUUGUAACCAAUUGGAUAAAAAAGGCACAGAGGAACAAAAUUUAUUGGAUUUAAAAAACUAUGAUCAACAAUUGGAGCAAAAAGUACAUCAGAAUAAAAAUAAAUUGUCGCUAACAAAAAAAAAACAGGAACAAUCUAUGCAUAAUAAUACCUUAUCGAAUUUGCCUAAUUCGAAUGAAAAUGUUUUAACUAAAAAUAAAUUACAACAAGAUAAUUGUCAAGAUACAAAAUUAGCUACUUCGCAGACACAAAUUACUGAUAAAAAAAGUUGUCAUACUAAAGAGUCUCAACCAAAUGACCAAGUUUUGAUUGCGUCACCACAAAGAGAUGAUACUUCAAUGUACAGUGCUCAAUCUUCAUCGUAUCAAUCUGACUUAAAUCAUUCAGUAUCAUCCGUGAAUGAUAAUGCAAAAAAAAAAAAUUGUACAGAUAAUGCUUUAGCAAUCUCAUCAAAUACUCACAACUCUCCAGAUACUUUGCGAAUUGUUAAAAGACAACAGCCUUCAAGUCCGGGCAAAAAUAAUCAACGACGUCCUGAACCAAUUUAUAUUUACAAUAGUCCUAGUUCAACGCCAUCACCUUCCCUUUCAAAUACAGAUCAAAUAAACUAUUCAAAUAUAAACCAAUCAUGUAAAAACGAUAUUUCUGCACAAAUACAUUCUAGUGACUCUUAUAAUGAAACACAGUUUUCGAAUGAACAAACAAAAAUUGAUUCGCAAAAGAAACGAAAUACUUUAGAAACAAAUCGUCAAGUGCCACCAGAAUCGAAAAAGAAAACAGACUUUAGCAUUAAUAGUGGUCAGCAAUCGUUGUCGCCCCAAAAGAAGAAAAUGAUGCAACAUCUUGAAGCUUAUUACUGGCAUCAAAAAGCCAUUGAUGCUCAAAGAAAAUCAGUAAUUGGAAUGAAUAGUCUAGAAGUAAAGGAAUAUGCUUAUUGGAAACAAAUACAAGGAAUUAAUAGAGAACGAUCCAUGAUAAAUCAAGAAUAUAAUAGAAAAAUGUUAUUUCAAAGUCAGCAAAUAUAUUGCAAUGGGCGAGUUGAAUAUGGAUCGCUACCAGAAGCUGAAAGACAAACUCAAAUAGAGAAUUUUGAACGACAAUGUAUGUAUCAAAAAGAACAAAGACAACCGAUACUGGUAGUCAGACCACAACCAUGUCCUAGAAAUAAUUCUUCAUUACAGGCAAAUUGUGCUAUUAAUUCCAAUGCACAACAACCUUUUCCAAUUUACAGGCGUGUUUCUCAAGCAAAUAACAACGGUAACAUGAUUAUUGCUGAUUAUGGAAAUAUGGGACCAAAGCGUGUAAGUUUUUCAAAUCAAAAUAAUGUAACUAAAAUUGGACCCGGCCAAUGGCCAACAAAGCAUGGGCCUGCGCCGGAACCUCCUACGCGAAAGAAAAAAAUUGAACCAUCCAGUCAUUAUGAUACUCCGUGUACGAAUGUAUUACCAUGUGAUAAACAAGAAUUGGCAAAAUAUGAUGAAUAUGAUGCCAACAGGCCUCUGCCAGCUCCUCCAAAUCAUUCGUCAUCUCCAAGUUCAUGGCUACCUAUGAAAAGAUACUCUAUUCCUAAAGGACAACAGCGGAAUUCUAAAUAUCAAGUUAUUCAGAAUAGGUUGCCACGUCAUUCUAUUAACGAUGAUGAUACUGAUCAUAAGUUUCUACCAACUUUCAGUGAAAGUGAAAGUGGAAGUGAAGCAGGCGAAGUACAAAGAAUCCUUCAACAGCGUCAAAAUGAAGAAGAGUGGAAUGCAGAUGGCAAGAAUCGCUAUUCAAAUGAAAGUGGUGGUACAGGAAAGGCGGAGGGUGAAGGGCCUAACGAUCACCCUGGCAGGCGCAUCGGGGGUGUUGACAUCGGGAUCGGCGGUGGGGCCGCCUUGGGGACCCAAGGCCGGACCGGCGGGGUCGGGGGCGGGCGCUCACGCGACGAACUCCGCAGACAUACCCUCAGCGGCGACCAUCAACCAAACGCCCUGUUGCAUCACCAGCAGUUCAACGCGGUGGUCGGCGCUGCCUCGGGCCAGACGAUUCAUCCCCUACACCCGCGGCACCUACCACCGCCCCACAGCCAGUACGGGCCCUCAGCCCGACACACCACUAUGGAUCUUGAGAUGGGAACCAAGUCUCGUCAAAGAAAGUCUCCUCUUCCACGAGGGUAUCCUCCUCCAUCUUCAGCAAUGCUUUUCGAUGAUGAUCCAGGAAUUAUGUCCGAAGUGGAGACGUCAAGUACUGGAUUUCGUCGGGGUGGCAAACAAAGAAGCAGUUUGCCGGUUGUACGGACUCCCAGUAAGACUUUGGAACGUCCACUAGGCCUGGUAUUUCUGCAAUAUAGAAAUGAAACUAAAAGAGCUUUACUACCUAAUGAAAUAACAAGUAUUGAUACGGUUAAGGCUCUUUUUGUCAGAAGUUUUCCUAAACAACUUACUAUGGAGUAUUUGGAUAGUCCUCAUGUUAAAAUCUAUAUUCACGACAGCAACAAGGAUAUGUUUUACGAAUUAGAAGAUUUAAGAUCACAUUUACGGGAUAUCAGAGAUCGCAGUGUACUUCGACUUUUUGAAAGCGAUGGUGUUGCCGGAAUGCCAGGAACUCUUAGAGUUCCUGGUGGUCCCAUGCUACCCUCUCAUUGGGAGGAUCCAAGUUAUUUUAGUGAACCAGAGUUUGAUAGUGAAUUUCAGCAUCAACACAUCCACAAGAGUAAGAGUGCCAAAAGUGCGAGUGCCAGCACCGGAUAUUACAUGAGCGGCAGUAGCACGCUGCCCCGAGGCGGAGCUUUGCUGCGACCCUACAGUCCCGCGACUACUGUGCUACCUGGGCCAAAUGGUACGGCCGUUCCUGGACAGCCCAAAACUAUUGGUACACCAGGUGGCGGAGGGGGGCAGGCACCAGCCAAACCUCUACGAAACUACCAUUGCGGCAAAAGUCCUCUUGGCAGCCUCGGGAGUUCGACGCGCUUUUCCCGUGAUAGCUCGGUUUCCCUCUAUAGUAUACCAGAUCCACUGCAUGGUGAAAGUGGCUACAUAAGUAGUCCCGAGAGGGGUGGUGCUGGAGGUAUUGUUCCUGCGCCUGUCGGUAAUACCGGCAAUGGCAGUACUCCUGGUUCAACUACAUCAAAUAGAUAUCCACCUGGUCCUUACAGCGCUAGCAGUAGCUACGAGGAUCCUUAUUAUUCACAGUACUCUGGUACAGUAACACCGGUAAUCGAUGAAGAAGCUAGCAGUGACACGGAGCUAUUGGACGAGUCAUACAGUCUGUAUGGAGUGAAACCUCCAGGGCGACCACCUUCUGGUCCCCCGCGAUCUCCAUUCGCAACCGGGGGUCCCGCACUCCUACCUAGUGGACAGCCCUACGAUGCCACUCGAAUAAGAGUGGAACAUAUGGAAAGGCAACUCGCCAACUUAACAGGACUCGUACAAAAAGCUCUUACACAUGCACCGCAUCCAAGUCCCUCGCCAAGGGACUAUCUACAAGUUCCUGCUGGACGCGAUACCUAUGUCCGUAAUACAGAUGACAACUAUUUAAGGACCGACGUUAAGCCACCGAAACUAGGCAAAGAUAAAUCAGUAUCUUUCGAAAAAUCAGUUUCAUUCAGCGACGAACCACCUGACAUGAACUCUCCUAAACAGCAUUCACCGCAACACACAGCGGACUCAAAACCUACCAAACCGGCUAUCAAAUCCUCGACUCUGCCGAGGAUGUCUUCACAAGAACGAGAGAGGCAUAAACCGACUCCGCCUCCAAAACCUGUAGCAUUAGCAACGGGUCAAUACGUCUAUCGAGAUCUAGCUCUUACUCCAGAAAUGUAUAAUCAAUUGAGAGGUUUGCAGAAAAAAGCCAAGGAUCUGCGUCAAGAAAUCAGAAAUCUUAGACGUAUGUCCCAGGCCCAAGCACAUACCGUACGGGAAACUAUUCGAGAUACCUUUAUCACUAUUAGAGCAACUCUCUUAUCAAGCGGAGAUAAUGCAUGGGCAAAUGACGAUGCAGAAAAAUUAAGAUUAAGUCGAGAAGAAGAUCUUUAUAAACAAGAGAUGUUAUGGCUGGAAAAGGAUCUUACUGGACUGGAAAGCACCGUAGAAGAACUGCGAGGUAAUGUGAUAAAUCGUAAAACUCGAGUUAACAUGUCCGAUGUUGAGAAUAUGGCAUUAAUUCUCAAUAAAGCAAGCCAAACAGUAGCAGAUUUGAAAGUUCGUUUUCCGAACUUACAGGAAGGUAUGAAGGGUUUACUCAGUUCCGAGAUGGAAAAAGUAAUGAGAAAAGAAAAAUUUUUAAAUGAAGAACCAGAUCGUCUAGAGUCAGAUCUCAAACGUUGCAAAAAAUUAACAGGCACCCUUGUUACUCUUAAACGCUUGGCAUCAGUACAGGAACAACGCUUGCCAAACUCUACAGGAAGUGCCGAUGGUGAUGAGGCAACACUAAUCACACCAACUACGGCACAAUUUUCUAAGGCAACUACCCCAGUGCCAGCGGAACGAGCUCCUCUGGGCUCAUCAGCCUUCAUCUCUGGGGGAAGCCGGGAGUCUACCGAAUCAUCACACAGCACCGGCGGCCAUACCCAGCGUCCGGAGAACGCACUCGACGCUCUGCUAGACGAGCUCCAGACCUUUAGCCGGCCGAGUUCGCAGCUCUCCCAGGUUGCGAAUGUCCCCGACGUCGGGCGCAAAAGCAGCAUCGAUCCUAAUCCGGGUCAGCCAGCGCAACGCCGCCUUCACUCCUGUCCCGGGGAGGGCGAAUCCGAGGCCGACGGCCCCAUCACCGACGAGCUCCCUAUAACGCCACCCAAGCCGCCCCUUCCUGAACGCAACGCCGAACUCUUGCAGCUGGCGAGUACUCGACGCGCACCUCCACCCCCGCCGCCCCGAACGAGCUCGCGUUCGCCUCUCGCUAGUCCCACGAGUCCGCAGCUUCCCCCGAGGGCCCCGCUACGUCGCGGUCUCCCCCUGGUAAAGGCUGCCUCGGAGAGCAACGCGCGCCCGGGACCAGGUGCCAGUCCCGCGCCCGGGCCCGGUCCCCUCUCCACCAGCAACUCGAGCUCCUGCGAGAGCGUCAACUCACAGGAGGGUCUGCAAAAUAAACGCGGUCGACACGAGCAGCUGGAGCAACGACACCAAGAGCUGCUCCGUAAACAGAAGGCCCUGCAAGAGCAGUACGCGCGGCUGCAGCAGCUCCAGCGCAACGCCUCGAGCUGCACGACCAACGCUCCGCCCGCACCCCCGGAUCUCCUGAAGAAGACGGGCUCGGAGAGCAAUCUUCUAGCCAAGAUGGGCCUUGGACUGACCGCGGCCGCCAGUUCUGGCUCGUUGAGCAACCUCACGGCCCCAGCGACGGAUGCUACGACCAUUACCGCUGGCAAGCUUUACGAGACGGACAUUCUGUGACCGGAGAGGGGGCCCGCGACGCCCCGCGAAUGCGCGCGCGAGUUUACCGACCGACCCAAUGGAAGUAGUGUUUCGCGCCCCUUGACUGGCUGCUCCAGCGGCUAAAUCCUCGCGACGAUGUUCACGAAAUCGCCCACUCGAUCUAUAAUAGGCUACUUUAAUCACUCUAAACGAUGUAUUCCAUUGUAUCGCUAAAAGAUAAAUGACUUUAAAUAAAGUACCCUCAUUUUUGGCUGUUUGAAUCGUAGCACUGGUCGUCGCGUAUUUCUGAGAGCGCUCAAUAAGAUGCGUGAGACUCCUUUUUGGACUUUUUGAUCGACUAUAAUACACACACAAACACACGGACGCACGGAUACAAACGGGCGCGCCCGCGUAUUACAUAAGCAACAACACGUACAUAAUGACAU